Messenger RNA from Paraglomus occultum, 495 nucleotides. The record is from the annotation of a GenBank genome assembly. NCBI's taxonomy places the organism in Eukaryota, Fungi, Glomeromycota, Glomeromycetes, Paraglomerales, Paraglomeraceae.
AUGAAUGGACAAUUUCUCAGACUUUCUUCGAUAAUUCUUUUUGUGUUUAUUGUAACAAUAACGACGGCGACGACAACCACAACUUUUUGCACAUCUAUUUCCACUCCCACUCCCGUUCUCACUUGUCCUGAUUGUCGAGAUCCCCAUCAAAAUUGUGGGGCUGGUAAUGGUCAUCAAGAUAGCAAACACUGUAUAGUAACCAAGAAGUGUACGCUUACAGCAACUGAUCGCGAAAAACCAUGUUGUUCAGCUCCCGGUGCUCCAGGAUGGAACGGCAAGGCUUCUGAGGAGCUAGAGUUUAAAGGCGUUGGUGGGAAUACCGCCCAAGAUUGCUGUAAUGCAUGUAUUGCUGAUCUUGAAUGGUUCUUUGGUGGCUCCGAAUGUUUUCAUGCCAGUACUACGGAUGUCUCUGCUUGUAACAACGCGAUGGUGUCUGGCCUUGUUGCUGGAAUUAUUCGCUGUCCUGGUGGUCCUCGGUGUAUCGGUUUGGCAUAA